AUGGAACGCACAUUAGGAUAUUUAGAAAUUAUAGAUAAUGGUGUAGAUACUGCAUCAGGGUUUGAGGUUACUAGUGAAGAUUUAAAAUGUGAAAUAGAUGGAUAUCUGGCAUUGAGAAAACACUCUAUGAUCAAAAUAGGUCGUCAUAGAAAGGAAUGUCAAUUGGUUCUUUUGGAUCCAUCUAUUUCUAGUGUCCAUGCAAUUGUUUGGGUGACACUUUUUGAUGAGGAGGCUACACCAAUGUUUUAUAUUAAAGAUGUAUCUUUAAAUGGAAUUCAAAUUAAUGGUUUUUCUUUAAAAAAAGGCAAUACAUAUCUUCUUCAAGAUAAUGAUAUUAUUAAUAUAUGGAGUGAUAACAACAAUAAUAACAACAAAAGUUCAAAGAUUUUAUCAGAACAAGAUUAUUGUAGACCAUUAUUUAAAUUUAUUUCUCGUAGGUCACAAAGCUUAAGCUCUAGUGGAUUGGAUAUUUAUGAAAAAUUAAAUAUAUCAAAAAGAAUUGGUGAUUGGGAAAUUGGAACGAAAGUAAUUGGGAAUGGGACCUUUGGGCACGUUUUAGUGUGUUAUAGAGAUCGGAACUGCAACAAUAUAGCUUUAAGUACAACUUCUAUUCAACGGAAAACACGUAGAUUUAAAAAGACAGAAUAUGCAGUAAAAAUCAUUAAAGUCAAACUAAAUAAAAUAGAUAAAGAAGCUAAAAUUUUAUUAACCUUAAAACAUCCAAAUAUUAUCAAAGUUCAUAGAACUUUUGAUGAUCUUAAUGGAAACCUAUAUAUUUUCCAAGAUUUAAUACCAGGAGGAGAUCUAUUUUCAUAUUUGGCUAAAGGGUCGUGCUUAUCCUCGAUUCCUGAAUCAGAAGCUUUAUUGAUCGUUUUCCAGAUUUUGCAAGCUCUAAGAUAUUUGCAUAGUAAAGGAAUUGUACACAGAGAUCUGAAGUUAGAUAAUAUAUUAUUGUGCUCUCCAGAACCGUGUACAAGGAUUAUUUUGGCUGAUUUUGGCAUAGCAAAACAUUUGACCUCAGACUUGAAAAGAAUGCAUACAAUUGUUGGAACACCAGAAUAUUGUGCACCUGAAGUUGGUUUUAAAGCUGAUAGACAAAUUUAUCAAAACUUUUCACGUGUUGCCACUAUCGAUAAUGAUCAUGCUGGUUACGAUGAAAAGUGUGAUCUGUGGUCCUUAGGUGUAAUUACUCAUAUAAUGGUAAGUGGUAUAUCUCCAUUUUAUGGGGAUGGUACAGAAAAGUGCAUUAUUAAGAAUACAAAGAAUGGUCGAUUGAAUUUUACAACAUCACAUUGGCGAAAAGUAUCAGCUACUGCCAAAGAUUUUGUAAGGGCAUUAUUGACUGUAGAUGUAGAAAAAAGAUUGGAUAGUGUUGCAGCGCUGGAUCAUUCUUGGGUUUCAAAGCAUAUAGAUCAAUUAAACCAAAUAUAUGAGAAAAGAUUAUUGAAGACGGAGACAAACCAAGAAAUAGAGGAGGUUUCCAAACAUAACAAAGAAUCUUUGAAUAUACUUGACAAUGAUCAUUGGAAGAAAAAACUUCCUAAAGGUUCUUCUAACCACAUCGUAAAAAAAGUCUUUAAACCAAAAUUUUCUACUAAGAAAUUAAAUAAUAAUAAAAUACAGCUGUUUAGAUAG
This is a messenger RNA of Arxiozyma heterogenica, 1635 nucleotides long. It is a transcript of the gene MEK1, whose product is annotated as serine/threonine protein kinase MEK1. Gene Ontology annotation, biological process: protein phosphorylation. The coding region runs from base 1 to 1635 and encodes 544 amino acids. The record is from RefSeq and is a predicted model, not a curated record. Gene Ontology annotation, molecular function: protein binding; protein kinase activity; ATP binding. The transcript has a single exon. NCBI's taxonomy places the organism in Eukaryota, Fungi, Ascomycota, Saccharomycetes, Saccharomycetales, Saccharomycetaceae.